Messenger RNA from Hymenoscyphus albidus, 1916 nucleotides. The record is from the annotation of a GenBank genome assembly. Lineage: Eukaryota; Fungi; Ascomycota; Leotiomycetes; Helotiales; Helotiaceae.
GGAGGAUCUCAAGGGGAGGUCUCCCAUCGGGUUUUGACGGUCCGGAGUCGGACAACCCGUGAUCAUUCAGUACUACCAGUAUCUCCCCUCUCCCAAUGAGAAUGGUGAUUGGAAAACGCAUAACACUGAGGACAAGCUCUCCAAUAAACUUCUGUGGUUCAAGGUUUGCUGCAGACAAUUACGGCCCGGCCGCAGUUGGCGCCUGGUGAACCGCAUUUUACCGCUCUGCGUGGAAAAUAUUUAUAACGGGUCGAGGGGUAGCGGGGGAGCUCUAUCUACCAAACAACUACGAUUAAAAUUCUUUGCGACGAAGGAAGGGAUAUAGACAGCAUUGCUUUUGUUGUCUUUUUGAAAUCAGAGAGACACUGAGAUUCACUUGCAUGUUCUGAUAGGGUUCGGGUUUCGUCAUUUGUUCUUUUUUUUGGUUUGGUUGAUCAAUAGCUUAUCGCUGAUCUCUCUUCCAGAACGAACCCCCAAAUUUAUUUAGGAUAUCAACACCACUUCCUCAUACUUUCUUACCACCGCAACAAUGUCUAAACCACAAGUUCUUCUCCUCGGAGAGAUUGACCAGUAAGUCUCACCAUCCUUCUCCUCCUUUCUCAUUCCUCAAUAUCAAAACAUCAAGCCCGCCAUCCGUUACCCCGCCAUUGUCUUUGUCUUGAACAGUACGAGUACUAACAACGCAAAGCGCCCACAAAGACUGGUCCUCCCUCGCCGAGAUCGCCGAUGUACUCGAGCCCAAAGCGCGAUCAAGAGAUGAGUUCAUCAAGGAGUGCCAAACGGGGGUCUUUGACGGCGUCGUUGCUUCGUAUCGAACGUUCCAGAGUGUGGCUAUUACGGGACUGAUUGAUGAGGAGUUGGUUGCUGUUCUGCCUAAGAGUUUGAAGUUUAUUGCUCAUAACGGUAUGGAGUUUUCACGAAUUAAAUCUCGAGAGGGGGAUAGAGAGUCUGGAUUGGAGUUGGAAAGGAUUGAAUGGUGGGGUUUCAGUGGAAUAUAUGCUGACAAGGGAAUAGGUGCUGGAUAUGAUCAAAUCGAUGUCCAAGCCUGCACGAAGCGCGACAUUCGAGUUUCUAACGUACCAACUGCCGUUGACGAUGCGACAGCCGAUACGAAUAUGUUCUUGAUUCUUGGAGCACUUCGCGGAUACAACUCUUGUGCGCCCUCCCUCUCCGCUUUUCCUUACCCUUUCUAAUAUAACCCAGCACUGUUCGCCCUCCGAAAAGGCCACUGGAAAGGCUCUCCGCCCCCACCCCUGGGCCAUGACCCCCAAGGAAAAGUUAUUGGAAUCCUAGGCAUGGGAGGUAUCGGCCGAAACCUGAUGAAGAAAGCUAGCGCCUUUGGCAUGACUGCGCAGUAUCACAACCGCACGAAGUUGAGCGAUGAGCUCAGUGGUGGGGCGAAGUAUGUUAGCUUUGAUGAGUUGCUUGCCACCAGUGAUGUUUUAUCGCUUAACUUGCCAUUAAAUGUUGGUUUCCCUUUUCUUCCCCCUAACCAAAUUUACAUCCGAAUUGCACCAAAGAAAAAGUCAGCGAUACUAACAAAAUGGACAGAAACAAACCCGCCACAUAAUCUCCACCCCCGAAUUCGCCAAGAUGAAGAAAGGCGUUAUAAUCGUCAACACCGCCCGAGGAGCCGUCAUGGACGAAGCCGCGCUCGUAAAGGCACUGGAUGACGGUAUUGUUGGGUCCGCUGGACUAGACGUCUUCGAGGAAGAGCCAAAGGUUCACCAGGGUCUGAUUGACAACCCUAGUGUUAUCCUCCUACCACAUAUGGGAACCUGGACGGUCGAGACACAGACCCAGAUGGAGGUUUGGUGUAUCGAUAAUGUGAAGAGUGCCCUAAAGACGGGGAAGUUGAUGAGUCCUGUAGGGGAGCAGAAGAACAUGUAAGUGGCCUGGAAGAGGGGUUAGGGCCG